UGUGUUUGUCAGAAACUUGCCCAGAAACCACCGAGCUCUGCAAAACAGCGUAAAAGGAAGAGAAGAGAAGGACAGCAAAAUGGUAUCGGCAGGGAUGCAGAUGCUGGGCGCCGCCCUGGGUGUCAUCGGCUGGAUUGGUGUUAUAAUCGUCUGUGCUCUCCCUAUGUGGAGGGUCACGGCUUUCAUUGGCAACAACAUUGUCACAUCGCAGAUCCAAUGGGAAGGCAUAUGGAUGAACUGUGUGGUUCAGAGCACAGGGCAAAUGCAGUGCAAGGUGUACGACUCUAUGCUGGCGCUGAGCUCGGAUCUCCAAGCCGCCCGUGCUCUCACAGUCAUCUCCGUAGUGGUGGGCAUCAUGGGCAUCCUGCUGGCCAUGGCUGGAGGAAAGUGCACCAACUGCAUAGAGGAUGAACAGUCCAAAGCAAAGGUUGCUGUGGCAGCGGGUGUUAUCUUCAUUAUUUCUGGUGUAUUGUGUCUCAUCCCUGUGUGCUGGACUGCCCAAACCAUCAUCAGGGAUUUCUACAACCCACUGGUAAACCAAGCGCAGAAGAGAGAAUUAGGUGCAUCCCUGUUCAUCGGCUGGGGAGCUGCUGCUCUGCUGAUCAUCGGAGGAGGUCUGUUGUGCACCAGCUGCCCACGUGAUGAGAAAACCCCAUACACAGCCAAAUACAACGCUCCUUCUCGCUCCCAGGCCUCUGCACCCUCCAACAAGGACUACGUUUAAGAAGGUCAAACAGCUUAUCUUACCUGUACAUGUACUGAGCAGUUGUCAAAAGGACUUGAUGGACAAAAGGACUUGAUGCAUUGUUUUUGCUUUAUACAACAUGCAUUAGAUGCUACUGCACAAUGUUCUGCCAAAGUUUUUCUUAAUUUGAUGUAUUUUGUGAUCGAGUAUAAAAUCUAGAAUCAGUUUUCAAUUCAGUUUUUCUUUAUUCUUCACAUUUUAAGGAAUCCAUGGUUUUGUAAAUAAAUAUAUUGUACAGCAUAUAUCUUAAAUUUUUUUUAUCAGGUAUCAAAACAAAACUAAAGAUUAAAAUGAAAAUUCAUAUGUUUCAGAUGGACCUUUGUUUUUACUUUCUUUAGUUUUUAAUCAUGUAUUUGGAUUAAUUUGAAUAAUGCGUUGUAGUUGUCAACACUUUAUUUGUUAUACAGACUUGAAAGCUUUCCAAAGGAAGACGAUUACCUUGACAAUCCAGUUCAGGUGUGGCUCUGUUGAAAAAGACUACAGGUUCUUUAACAUGUAACUGCAUAACAUAUAAAUGAAAUGAAAUCAAAAGCUUUUAAUUUAUCAGGCAACUACAGUAUGUAUUAGGGACAAAAAAUUUUAUUUAAAGUUUUUUUUAAAACUUUCCAGUAAAUAAGUAAAUCAAUCAAUCUUUUUGUUGUGUCAUAAUCUUUCUGUUGUGUUGUAAAAUAGAGCACAUCUUGAAUACAA
Messenger RNA from Tachysurus fulvidraco (yellow catfish), 1435 nucleotides. Its product is annotated as claudin-like protein ZF-A89. Gene Ontology annotation, molecular function: structural molecule activity. The coding region runs from base 80 to 724 and encodes 214 amino acids. Gene Ontology annotation, biological process: cell adhesion; bicellular tight junction assembly. Gene Ontology annotation, cellular component: bicellular tight junction; plasma membrane. The record is from RefSeq and is a predicted model, not a curated record. NCBI's taxonomy places the organism in Eukaryota, Metazoa, Chordata, Actinopteri, Siluriformes, Bagridae. The transcript has a single exon.